AGGUGACGUCACUGGCUAGGCCAGCCGGCGCCAUUUUGAAAGUGGAGCCCCUGCCGCUGCCGCUGCUGCCGCCGUCGCUGUCGUAGCUGCCGCCGCCGCUGCUAAAGAAAGAGCAAGAGCGGGGAAGCACAAGAGUGAAAUCCACCAUCCUGCUGGCUGGUCUGCCCGCCCCUCCUUCCUUCUUCCCGACCCCCGCCCCCUCCCCCCACAGGUGCCAUCCGCCGCCAUCCUCCCUCUCUACCCCCCCAUCCCCAGGUGAGGGGGGUGAGUUCAGGAAGCAGAGACCCCGAGGAACCCAGCAGGGUCACCAUUUGCAGCGCAACAUGGCAGGAGCUGGAGGAGGGAAUGAUAUUCAGUGGUGUUUUUCUCAGGUGAAAGGAGCAGUAGAUGAUGAUGUAGCAGAAGCAGAUAUAAUUUCGACAGUAGAAUUUAAUCAUUCUGGAGAAUUACUAGCAACAGGAGAUAAAGGUGGUAGAGUCGUCAUCUUUCAACAAGAGCAGGAGAACAAAAUCCAGUCUCAUAGCAGAGGAGAAUAUAAUGUUUACAGCACCUUUCAGAGCCAUGAACCAGAGUUUGACUACUUGAAAAGUUUAGAAAUAGAAGAAAAGAUCAACAAAAUUAGGUGGUUACCCCAGAAAAAUGCUGCUCAGUUUUUAUUGUCUACCAAUGAUAAAACAAUAAAAUUAUGGAAAAUCAGUGAAAGGGACAAAAGACCAGAAGGGUAUAACUUGAAAGAGGAAGAUGGAAGGUUUAGAGAUCCUACUACAGUCACUACACUACGAGUGCCAGUCUUUAGGCCCAUGGAUCUAAUGGUCGAGGCCAGUCCACGGAGAAUAUUUGCCAAUGCCCAUACAUAUCACAUCAACUCAAUUUCUAUUAAUAGUGAUUAUGAAACAUAUUUAUCUGCAGAUGAUUUGCGGAUUAACCUUUGGCAUCUGGAAAUUACAGACAGGAGUUUUAAUAUUGUGGAUAUCAAGCCUGCCAAUAUGGAAGAGCUGACAGAGGUGAUUACAGCAGCAGAAUUCCACCCAAACAGCUGUAACACGUUUGUAUACAGCAGCAGUAAAGGAACUAUUCGGUUAUGUGACAUGAGGGCAUCUGCCCUCUGUGAUAGGCAUUCGAAAUUGUUUGAAGAACCUGAAGAUCCCAGUAACAGGUCUUUUUUUUCUGAAAUCAUCUCCUCUAUUUCUGAUGUAAAAUUCAGCCAUAGUGGUCGCUAUAUGAUGACUAGAGACUAUUUGUCAGUCAAAAUUUGGGACUUAAAUAUGGAAAACAGGCCUGUUGAAACAUACCAGGUGCAUGAAUACCUCAGAAGUAAACUUUGUUCACUGUAUGAAAAUGACUGCAUAUUUGACAAAUUUGAAUGUUGUUGGAAUGGAUCUGAUAGUGUUGUCAUGACUGGAUCUUACAAUAAUUUCUUCAGAAUGUUUGACAGGAACACAAAGCGAGACAUAACCCUAGAAGCGUCACGGGAAAACAAUAAACCUCGCACUGUUCUGAAGCCACGCAAAGUCUGUGCAAGUGGCAAGAGAAAGAAGGAUGAAAUAAGUGUUGACAGCCUAGACUUCAACAAGAAAAUACUUCAUACAGCCUGGCACCCCAAGGAAAAUAUCAUUGCUGUAGCUACUACAAACAAUCUGUAUAUAUUUCAAGACAAAGUGAAUUAGGGUUGGCAUUCCUAGCAGAAGAGCCCACUUCCUGCUUAGUUGAGAUAGUUGAAUCUAGCAUUCGUACCUAAAAAAGAGAGAGGUCCAUUGUGGCGCCCCUUUCCAGUGUUUGACAAUGUGCCAUUCGACAACACAUUUUUUAUAGCUACAUGGAGAAAGCUCUGUGGAUUCGUCACUGUGUGUUCUCCAUGUCUGCUAGCCAUUUAGGUAAGGGUAGGGCACUUUUAAUUUAAAUGACUUCUUGCACCAUCUUGCCUAAUGGACUAGAUUGGACUGUAUCAACAUUGAUUUACUCCACUUUUUAUGCCUUCCAUUGUGAUGACGUCAAACACAGUGAAAGCCUUCAGUCAUGCUUAUGGGAUUUAAUUGUGUAUCCUCAUUACUGUAUCAUUUGUGGGGUACACCCCUCCCCCCCUUUUUUAAAUUAAAUACAGCUCAUUCUUACUGUGGCUUGUAGCAUUCCUCCUCUUCUGGCCUCCUGGACUCUUCCUCCCCUCAUCUCUCUUACCCUUGCCCCCUCCACCCAGUCUUGGUGGUGGUAUAUUAAAAAAAGAAAGAACGAAAGCACACAAAAUGAGUCAGUUUGGGGUCAGUGGUAAAGGGGGUGUAUGUUGAGAACGAAUGUUUUAAUAACAGUUGGCUGUAAUCACUCCUUGCCGUGUCUGGCACUGAAAAUAAGGAAAAAAAACUACUACUGAAUAAAAGUGACAAAGAAUGGA
Molecule: messenger RNA, 2386 nt
Organism: Hipposideros armiger (great roundleaf bat)
Lineage: Eukaryota; Metazoa; Chordata; Mammalia; Chiroptera; Hipposideridae
Gene: PPP2R2A
Product: protein phosphatase 2 regulatory subunit Balpha
Exons: 10
Coding region: 324-1667 (447 amino acids)
Cellular component (GO): protein phosphatase type 2A complex
Molecular function (GO): protein binding; protein phosphatase regulator activity
Source: RefSeq, a predicted model, not a curated record